AUGGAUGAGCUUAUAUUGUACAAAAAUAAGUUCGCUGUGGUCGUAUCACCUGAGGACGGCGAUUUGAAAACUAUACCUGACUGUAAUAAAAAUGUAGAAAAAUCGAACACUAAAUGUCCUAUGUGUGGGCAAUUUGUGGACCCAAUGCAAUUUUCCUUUGAGGGCCAGGCGUAUUUCAGUUUAUUGCAAAAGAAGUUUAGGCGUUGGAAGUUAAAUAUACCAACCAAUCAUAUGAGGACUAAGGAAUGUAUAAUUGACUCGUCAAAUUCUAUUAGAUUGGCGAAAUUGGAAAUGGAAAAUGCCAGUCAACAAGGUGAAAAUGUACCUUCUCACAUUCCAUCCGAGUUUCUAAUUACAGGUUAUUAUGACAGAUUUUUUGUGGAGCAUUGCCAUGUGGGUUCUGGUAGUUUUGGGCAUGUUUACCAGUGUUCUCAUAUUUUGGAUGGUCAUUUUCUGGGGGAAUAUGCAGUUAAAAAGGUGCCUGUAGGGGACGAUCGUGAUUGGCUCAAGCGGAUGUUAAAGGAGGUAAAGGUUAGAGAAAGAUUUCGCCAUGUAAACAUUGUAGAUUAUAAUCACUCGUGGCUUGAGAUGCAUAGGCUUAAUGAUUUUAACCCGCUGGUACCGUGGCUAUUCGUGUUAAUGGAAUUUUGUAACGGGGGAGAUUUAGAAUCUCUAGUGAGUAAGGUUUACAGGGAUUCAUACUUGGAUGAAUCAGAAAUAUGGUUCCUAUUUAGGAAUAUUUUGAUAGGCCUAGAAUACUUACACACAAGUGCGAUAAUUUACCGGGAUUUAAAGCCUGAAAAUAUUCUGCUAAAAGUUACUGAAAACGCAACAAAUCCUUGUCAUGCCCUUCUAAGCGAUUUCCAAACAGCAGAAGUAUUAGAUACUAAAGAUGGUCAUAAUCGUCAAGGCUAUACUGGCACAAUUGAAUAUACCGCUCCAGAAUUAUUGGUGACAAAUACUAGUGGCAAAUUUGUGGGUGAAUAUAAUGUAAAAAGUGAUAUGUGGUCCCUGGGUAUGACUCUUUACUAUAUUUCUUACGGAUUCCUUCCUUAUACUAAUCCGGACCCAAAAGUCUGCCGGUCACAGAUUCUUAAGCAUUCAGAAUUGGCACUUCCAAAUUUGUAUAAUCGCUCAAAAUUACUGCAAUUUAUGAUAAUCUCGCUAACUUCUUAUUCCCCAGAUUCAAGGCCCGACUGUGGUGAUAUAAUGGAAAAUCCAUUAAUCAGGAAAUUAUUAAACCAUCCAGAUACGCAGGUUACGGGAUCUAAAAAAUUAGCUUCAAGGUUAUCUGACAGGGUAUGA
Babesia microti strain RI is the source of this 1305-nucleotide messenger RNA. RefSeq names its product Protein kinase domain. Bases 1 to 1305 code for a protein of 434 amino acids. Gene Ontology annotation, biological process: protein phosphorylation. Gene Ontology annotation, molecular function: ATP binding; protein kinase activity. The record is from RefSeq and is a predicted model, not a curated record. The transcript has 4 exons. Lineage: Eukaryota; Apicomplexa; Aconoidasida; Piroplasmida; Babesiidae.